Messenger RNA from Cyprinodon variegatus (sheepshead minnow), 1274 nucleotides. It is a transcript of the gene gch1, whose product is annotated as GTP cyclohydrolase 1-like. Gene Ontology annotation, molecular function: GTP cyclohydrolase I activity; GTP binding; zinc ion binding. The coding region runs from base 123 to 887 and encodes 254 amino acids. Lineage: Eukaryota; Metazoa; Chordata; Actinopteri; Cyprinodontiformes; Cyprinodontidae. The transcript has 6 exons. The record is from RefSeq and is a predicted model, not a curated record. Gene Ontology annotation, biological process: tetrahydrobiopterin biosynthetic process; tetrahydrofolate biosynthetic process. Gene Ontology annotation, cellular component: cytoplasm.
UUUCAGAAACACAUCUGUCAUCCAGAACCUGUCCUGAGACGUUUCACCAGGUGCUUUACUCAUCCUUGAUAAACAACUGAAAACCGGUUCAACAGGCGGGUUUCAGGAAAUAAAAAGCGGCGAUGGAGCACUCUAAAAAGACAAAGUACAGCCCAGGAGACAGAAAGGACUCCUCAGAGAGCGGCUCCGUCCUCAACGGACACUUUGACGGGUUAGUGAAGCGGCCGGCGGCCGCCUCUCAGGCAGCAGCAGCGGGCUCCCAUCGGGGGAGCAGCUCGGUGAUGGAGAGCUGGAAGGAGGAGCGGACCAGGAGCCUGGAGGACAACGAAAUGAGCCUGCCUUCUCUGGCUGCAGCCUACACCACCAUCCUAAGGGGGCUGGGGGAGGACCCGGAGCGGCAGGGGCUCCUGAAGACCCCCUGGAGGGCCGCCACCGCCAUGCAGUUCUUCACCAAGGGCUACCAGGAGAAAAUCAUCGACGUGCUGAACGAUGCCAUUUUUGAUGAAGACCACGACGAGAUGGUGAUCGUCAAAGACAUAGACAUGUUCUCCAUGUGUGAACACCACCUGGUUCCCAUCUUUGGCAGGGUUCACAUUGGUUACCUCCCCAACAAGAGGGUUCUGGGCCUGAGCAAGCUGGCCAGGAUUGUUGAAAUCUACAGCCGUCGAUUACAAGUUCAGGAGAGGUUGACCAAACAGAUCGCUGUGGCCAUCACCGAGGCCCUGCAGCCCACUGGGGUCGGAGUUGUUGUCGAGGCAACUCACAUGUGCAUGGUGAUGCGAGGCGUCCAGAAGAUGAACAGUAAAACUGUUACCAGCACCAUGUUGGGGGUCUUUAGGGAAGAUCCAAAAACCCGUGACGAAUUUCUGACCCUCAUUCGAAGCUGAAGAGCUCCUUCUCUUCCUCCUCCUCCUGUUGCCUGGAGUUACCUCCACCUGCACGGACCACCUGCCGUGCUCGCUGUAUGUGUGUGUGUUUGUGCGUGGGUGUUUCCGUCUCACUGAACACGGUGGAAAGGUGUUCGCUCUGUGUUUUUGUUGACUCUGUAAUGACCUGAUGAAGCGGCGUUACCUCGAUGAUUUGACCUGUUUAUUCUCACACAGUGAAACAGAUUUUACUCUUUAUUUUUUCUUGUAUAUUUUGUCUGUUAUUGUAAACUAACAGUUACAAUAACAGACAAAAGUCAGUACAGCAGUCACAUUUCCGUUUGAAUAUUAUUUUAUUUUAAAGACUGAAUAACCUUUGAUUUACUGUCCCCUCAAAAAAAACAACAA